Messenger RNA from Salvia splendens (bonfire salvia), 667 nucleotides. RefSeq names its product dirigent protein 22. NCBI's taxonomy places the organism in Eukaryota, Viridiplantae, Streptophyta, Magnoliopsida, Lamiales, Lamiaceae. Bases 1 to 567 code for a protein of 188 amino acids. The record is from RefSeq and is a predicted model, not a curated record. The transcript has a single exon.
AUGAGCACCUUCUCAAUUCUCCUUGCUCUCUCCAUCACCAUCCUCCUACACUUGGUGCAAUGUCACAUCAUUGAUGGACACAGCGACCUCAAUCUGGUCGAGCUCAAGCUCGACCAGAUUGCUCUGAAGCAGAAGCUAAGUCGCUUCCGCAUCUAUUGGCACGACAUCCCAACAAGGAACCCCCCUUCAUCAAUACCCAUCGUGAAGCCCGUUACUAAAACGGGAUUCGGGCAAGUCAACAUGAUCGACAACCCGCUAACUCUAGGGCCCGAACUAAGCUCGAAGGCAGUCGGAAAAGCCCAAGGGUUCUAUGGGAUGGCUUCACAAGAGGAGCUUGGGCUAUUGAUGGCUAUGAACUUCUUCUUCACAACCGGGAAGUACAAUGGAAGCACCAUUACUAUUUUGGGAAGGAAUGUUGUGUUUGAUCGCGUUAGAGAAAUGCCGGUCAUUGGCGGUUCCGGGCUUUUUCGUUGGGCCCGUGGCUAUGUGCAGGCCCGAACCCAUGAUUUUGACCUCAAGAGUGGGGCUGCCACGGUUGAGUACACAAUUUAUGUGAUGCAUUAUUGAUUUAAGUAUUUUAAGUAAAUUUAUUUUACGUAAUAGGCUGGUGUGUUAUGAUUAAAUUAUGUGGAAUUUCAAAUGUUUAGUAUCUUGAGAAUUUGGUUGU